AUGGCGGAAAGUUAUCACAGCUCUUCUGUUGGUAGUUUUUACCGCCAAGAUGAAGAAAGUGAUAAUUGUGUUUCAGACAUUGAAGAUAGCGAGAGUGACAGCAUUUCAGUGAACAGUGGACAUAAUAGUGAUUCAGAUUAUUCUGAAAAUGAAGUGGACCAAGGUGUUUCAGCUUCUAUUGCCUCCUUUGGUGAAACAGAAACAAUUAAAAAGAAGAAUGGAAAAUAUAUGGCAACUAAAGAAUCAGUCACAGGAAUUAUCCAACAAGCCCACAUUAACACCGGCCAUGGUGGCGAAAAGAAGACUUACAAGGAGGUGUGCGAACAUUAUGGAAAUAUUCCAAGAUCAAUUGUACCACUAUAUAUCGUGCAUUGUGAGCACUGUGUUGAAAAGCGUCACAGAAAAGAAACGGCAGCAGGAGUUGUAGUCAGACCACUGUCCGUAAGAGAUCUCAGUGAAAGAGGACAAGUAGAUCUGGUCGACAUGCAGACUAUGAAGGAUGGAAGUUAUCGCUUUAUUCUGCACUAUAUGGAGUAUCUAACGAAGUUUCAUGUGAUUCGUCCUCUGAAAUCAAAGACAGCAGCUGAGGUUGCCAAUGAACUUCUUUUCAUCUUUUUGGAUAUAGGUGCACCACACAUCCUUCAGUCUGACAAUGGACGUGAAUUUACAGCUGAAGUGAUCCAAGAACUUGCCUCACUAUGGCCUGAACUCAUCUUAGUAAAUGGGCGUCCUCGGCAUCCCCAGAGUCAGGGAUCUAUUGAAAGAGGUAAUGGGGAUAUGAAACUCAAGCUCAUGGCAUGGAUAAAAGACAAUAAUUGUGCUAAAUGGAGUUAUGGUGUCCGUUUUGUUCAGUGGGCCAUAAACAGUUCAUAUCAUGAGGCAAUCAAGAUGACUCCCUCUCAAGCGCUCACUACAGAAGAACUUGAGAGGCUUAUAGAAGUUCCACUUACCGGAGAUUCAGCUCGGGAUGACCUAAUAUCAGUAGACCCUGAAUGUGAACGUGAACCACAUCCAGUUGCAGACUCUCAGCAGCAACCUGCUAUGGAACAAGAAAAUAUCUCAAUCAAAGUACUGCAUCCAGCAAAACAGGCAAGAAAGGAAGCUGAGUAUGGUCUUCAAAAGCAAGCUCAACGAAUGUUAGCACGCAGCACUAGAUCAAUGCGAGCAGUUGAAGUUGGAGACAAUGUGUCUGUACCGGUGUCUCAAUUUAACCGUAGUAAAGGAGAGCCCCCCUAA
This is a messenger RNA of Macrobrachium nipponense, 1236 nucleotides long. Its product is annotated as KRAB-A domain-containing protein 2-like. The record is from RefSeq and is a predicted model, not a curated record. The transcript is spliced from 3 exons. Gene Ontology annotation, molecular function: nucleic acid binding. Bases 1 to 1236 code for a protein of 411 amino acids. NCBI's taxonomy places the organism in Eukaryota, Metazoa, Arthropoda, Malacostraca, Decapoda, Palaemonidae. Gene Ontology annotation, biological process: DNA integration.